CAAUCUAAGAAUACAUGAACCUUCAACUUUAACAAACAUACACUUAGUAGCCUUCACGUCAAAUAAUCACAAAAUAUGUCAAAUUACAUGCCAAUAACAUCUAUAUAUACCUAAGAAUAAUCAUUUCAAAUGUCAUUAACAAUCCAAAAAUUUCACCACACAAAAUAUGGCUAUUAAAAUCCAAGUUAUCUUAUUCGUAUCGUCGUUGCUUCUAGCAUUCGGGUAUGGUCAUGACCCGGCCCAGCCCGUUGACACGACAACGACGACUGUGGUGAUUGAAGGCAUGGUAUACUGUCAAAGUUGUGAUACAUAUGGAUCAUGGUCAUUACAAGGGGCUAAGCCAAUUGCAUCUGCUAAAAUUAGUGUCAUAUGCAAAAACUACAAGAAAAGAGUGAAUUUUUACAAGGCAUUUGAGACAAAUGAAUAUGGUUAUUUUUAUGCAGAGUUACAAGGUUAUAAAAUGGGACAUUCUUAUCUUGAUCAUCCACUUCAAUCUUGUCAUGUGAAAUUGGUCAAUUCUCCACAAGAAAAAUGUAAUGUUUUUAGUAAUAUUAAUUAUGGAAUCAAUGGUGCACCACUGAGAUUUGAUGAUAAAGUUAUUGAUAGAAGUGAUUAUAAAGCUGUAAUUUACACUGCUGGUCCUUUGGCUUUUCGACCAACAGACUGUCCUCCAAAAUAAGUUGUUUGUGCCGUGAAAUCGUCAUUAAUGUUGUAUUAGAGAAGACUGUCUACAUCACAUUUUCUGAGAUAGACGCAUUAAUUGAGUUUGUUAUGGUUUUGAUAACUUCUCAAUGGUCCAAUAAUGUUUUACAAGAAUCUCUAGUGCUAUAAUUUUGUCAUGUAUACCUAAAGCCUCAAUUGUAUGAUAUUUGUGCUUAUGACUUUUCUCCGAUGUGCCAUACUUAGCUUUUUCAACAUUCAUUGAGAAAAACAAUGAAUAGGAGAGAUAAUAAUUUUACUUUCUACUA
Solanum pennellii is the source of this 968-nucleotide messenger RNA. Its product is annotated as non-classical arabinogalactan protein 30-like. The transcript has a single exon. Lineage: Eukaryota; Viridiplantae; Streptophyta; Magnoliopsida; Solanales; Solanaceae. Bases 167 to 679 code for a protein of 170 amino acids. The record is from RefSeq and is a predicted model, not a curated record.